Salmo salar (Atlantic salmon) is the source of this 3316-nucleotide messenger RNA. Its product is annotated as interleukin-13 receptor subunit alpha-1. The record is from RefSeq and is a predicted model, not a curated record. Gene Ontology annotation, cellular component: external side of plasma membrane. Gene Ontology annotation, biological process: cytokine-mediated signaling pathway. Gene Ontology annotation, molecular function: cytokine receptor activity; protein binding. NCBI's taxonomy places the organism in Eukaryota, Metazoa, Chordata, Actinopteri, Salmoniformes, Salmonidae.
CAAACUCCGCCCACUUUAACUUUAGAGUGGGAUCGGGAGAAAUGUAAUAAAUAGCUUUCGUUCUUAGCACGACAAACAGCUCUUUUCCAUGUUUCGUUUCGGUUUUGUUGGACCUCUGGUUUUCUCCGUCCGUUUUAACUGAACAGUGCAACAUCUGUUGAGAACUUUAUUUUGGAUAGAAAACGGUCGAAACGGGACAGACAGGUCUUGACAGAUAUCACUCGCAUAGGUUGACACAAUGUACAAAUGCUGGGGAGGUUUCGUCUUGUACUAUUUCGUUUCAUUCGUGGCUACACAGCCUGAAACAGGCAGAGCAGGCAACAGAUGGCACACAGACAGCAGAGUUGGGGACAGAUAUGCAGGGACAGACUGGCAGAGACAGGGAGUCUCAGAGCUCCCAUCACCAACAAAUGUGACUUUCUCUUGGACGAACGAGUUCUGCUGGGAGCUUUCAUGGAGUCUACCGGAGAAUGUUGAUAGUCAGAGAUGUAAAUACCAUAUCAAUAUGUCACAGAUAGGCCAGAAGAACAUAAUCAAGACGAAGAAGGAAACACGGUUAAAGGAUUGUUUUCCUCUGAUGGGAGUUGUGCGUUUCUCCAUACAAACUCAGUGUAACAACAGGACACGGAUGAGUCAAACUGUAGUUCACACCAUCCCUGCCCCCACAGAGUUGGUGAAGAACUUCAAAUGUUUUCUCUACUCUAAGGCCAUGAACUGCAGCUGGCUCCUAACCAAUCAGGUCCCAGAAGACCUCCAGCUUUACUACGGAUUCAAAAAUAUGAGUAAGGUAUCAGAAUGCAGUGAGUACCUGUACAACGACAAUCAGAGGACAGGAUGUCAUCUGAUAGGAGACUUCCGCAUACGGAUCUUCUUCCAGGUCAAUGGGACUCUCAACGGUUCAUCGGUACGGAAUACCUUCGAGGUGGAUCCUAAGGGCCAUGUGCAGCCCUUACCUCUUGAAUUGAAGAUCACAGAGGAAGGGAGCAAUCUCAAUAUUAGCUGGAUUUCACCAGACAUAAGAGAUCCACGCUGUUGGGAGUACAUCAUCAACUAUACCAGAUGUAAUACACCAGAGAGUAAGUCCUUGAAAGGCGAGACUUGGAUCAUGGUGAACUAUGACCCUCACUGUCAGUACCGUGUUCGCAUUAAACCCAUCUUUUUAAAAUGGUGUGGUAUGGGAGAGGGUGACUGGACUCGGGAGGAAAUAUAUGGUAAAGAUGGGAAUCGGGAUUGGCACCUGCAUGUUGCAGCCAUCUUCAUUUCAGUCAUGGCGGUUAUAGUUUCCAUCGUGGUUUGUUUUUGUAUAAGGAAACACAAGGACAAGAUCCUCCCCCAAGUUCCCAAGCCAACCAACCUCAUCAGUGAUAUGUUCAACAACAACAAUGACAUGAGCAUUAAUGAGCACCUCUACAUCCCAGCACAAGAGGAAGUAGACUGUAAGAUCACCCUAGUACAAGACCCUCUUCCUCAGCAGCCAGAGUCGUGAGAAACAACAUGAAUAUACAGUGAACCUGUGGACAAGCUGGUAGUGGCCCAGCAGACUGGGAGGAACUCAGUGUUUUAACCUUGUGUGGUGGUGGCUUUUUGACUUAACAUGGGAUACUUUGAGAAUUAACACCGGUAACCAGGAUCCCAGGACCACUCUUCACAUUUCCUGAAAAAAAGUUAAAUGACAAGACCCGGGAAACUACAACAUUUCCCACCAAUGUUGCACUAAUGCAAUUCCACAAAAUACACAUGCGCAGCAGCAAAUUAGCUAAAAAUAAAAUGGCACAUUAUCCAAACAGAUAAGCCUUUACCUUAGCUUAUUUACUUCACACAAAGUCUCCAUAAAUUCAAAGCACACACAUACUUGACACUGCCUGACUGCACACGAGAAACUAAUGCAGUUUAGAGUUAUCAUCAGAACUGAAAAUUCGAUCCCGGUCCGACCUGAGCCUGGUGAGAUGAAGUCGGAGCCCAGGCCUAGUCCGACAUCACAGAAAUAAAAUUAGCCCGACCGUGAAAAAAAGACAGAUUUCUGAAAAACAGUAGGCUAUGUUGAUUUAAACUGGUGUUGAGAACAACAUGGCGGAGGUGGCCAGCAGCGGCGUGAGGAGACAAGGAAAAAGACAUUGGGCCAGAAAAAGCACAGCGAGACGAAAACUCGCCUUAUUAUGAUCAUCUGAAUGAUGAAAAUAUUGUAAAAAUGUAUUCUAAUGCAAUUGAAGGCAUGUAUCAAAUUCAUGCUUAUACUGAAACUCCCAAAGUCAUAUCCAACCGUUAUACUAAUUUAAAGCAAUAGUUGUGUGUGGUCACGUAGAUUUAUAAUUUCAGCACCGUUUUGAUCGGGGCAGCGCCAUCAUGCUGCUUUGAGACAAGCUUGGGGGACUCGUCUAGACAAAUCAAUCAAUGUCACAUUUUUGUUUUCACUGAAUCUCCGUUUGGAUAUUUGGUAACCAUUAGGCUACGUUGUAGUGUGCUAAUGAUAAUCUUUUUUGCUUUUUUUUUGCUUUAUUUUGCUCUUCACUCGCGUAGUAGCUUGUCCUACUCCCAACCAAAAGCCUGUGACAUAUCUGAUAAUAAAUCAGUGUGAUUUUGUUUCAAUGAAUCUCUGUUUGUAUAUUUGGUUAAUUGCUCUCUGGCUGUACAAGUGGAAAUGGUAGCUCAUUUAUUAAUUUGCUCAUCUAUCACUGAUCAGAAACAUGUAGCAUGCAAUAAUGUAGCCUAAAUCAAGUGUAUUAUUUAUCUAUUGACUCACUAGCCUUUAUAUCAAGGCUAUUUUCCUAUCGCCCCAAUCCCACUGAAACCCAAAAUCCUUCAUUGUAAUCCAUAGGUUGGUUUAUCAGAGCACGUCUCGCCUAUGCAUGUCAAAAUACUGCGAGAACAUUUUCCCCGCCUCUCUGCGCUGUCUCGUAUUGCUGCCCUAAUGAGAGCUUCUAUAGAGAAUGUGUGGUCAACAAACGAUAUGAAUCGAUGUGAACAGUUGGUCCCUGUUAAGAUACUGUAGUGGAAAUGUUAGUGUCCUCUGUGUCUCUUGCAAAUGUGCGACUACAUGUAGCAUGUUGUUGCCUGGUUCUUGUGUUAGGAUGUUCUGGGAUUGCUCUCAGAGGACUGAUGGAAGAAGAACAGAAAGAAGGGAACACAUAGUUUCUAGGUGUUGGAUCAAAGUAACAAUGUGUGCGCGGUCGUUAUCAGCUUAUUGCACCCUGAGAGCUGAGACACCUAGUUUGUGCAUCAGUAUAAAGAGUGCUGAAGUGAGAGCAGCCCUUCAGACCUUCUGACAGACUUUGUUGUAACCUCUCCGGCCGAUAUCAAUAAAGAUUUGUUAAUUUCA